AUGAAUACAGUGGGCCCUUAUCACAAUCGCCAAGAGACGUAUGCAUAUUUUUCAUUACCUUUUUGCGUAGGUACCAAAGUAACUAUUGGACACUACCACGAGACAUUAUCUGAAGCACUUCAGGGAGUUGAAUUAGAAUUCAGUGGACUUGAUAUAACAUUCGCGGAAAAUGUACCGGCCCAGCAAUUUUGUGCUAUAGAACUUACCGACCAAUCCUAUAAAGCGCUUGUGUAUGCUGUGAAAAACCAUUACUGGUAUCAAAUGUACAUCGAUGACUUACCGAUAUGGGGCACCGUAGGUGAGAUUGACGGUGACCACUACUACAUUUGGACUCACAAGAAGUUCGACAUUGGGUACAAUGGGAACAGAAUUCUAGAGGUAAACCUCACAGCUGAAAACAAGGAACGUCUUUCCCCCGACGCCAAAAUUCCAUUUACUUAUGAAGUUAAUUGGAAAAAAACCAACAUUAACUUUGAAGAUAGAUUUGACAAAUAUCUGGACCCUAACUUUUUCCAGCACAGAAUUCACUGGUUCAGUAUUUUUAACAGCUUUAUGAUGGUUAUAUUUUUGGUAGGUCUUGUUUCCAUGAUUCUAAUGAGGACACUUCGUAAAGAUUAUGCUAGGUAUUCUAAGGAUGACGAUCUUGAUGAUUUAGAAAAAGAUUUGGGAGAUGAGUAUGGUUGGAAACAAGUUCAUGGUGAUGUAUUUAGACCAGUACCUCAUUUGCCAGUAUUUUCAGCAUUGAUAGGGGCAGGAUAUCAAUUAACAAUAGUAACUUUGGCAGUAAUCAUAUUUACCAUUUUUGGUGAACUUUACACUGAAAGAGGAUCUUUAUUAUCCACUGCCAUUUUCAUCUAUGCUGCUACAUCACCUGUCAAUGGCUACUUUGGUGGAUCUCUCUAUGCUAGAAUGGGAGGUAAACUCUGGAUAAAACAGAUGCUACUGUCAGCUUUCUUACUGCCAGUUUUAGUCUGUGGCACAGCAUUCUUUAUUAAUUUUAUAGCAAUGUACUAUCAUGCAUCGCGAGCAAUCCCAUUUGGCAGUAUGAUGGCUGUUAUGUCCAUUUGUACUUUUGUAAUACUGCCUCUGACUUUAGUGGGAACUGUUCUGGGUAGGAACCUUGCUGGUCAGCCUGACUACCCUUGUCGCAUUAAUGCUGUUCCUAGGCCUAUCCCUGAAAAGAAAUGGUUCAUGGAGCCACUAAUCAUUAUUUUUGUUGGUGGUAUUUUACCAUUUGGUUCUAUAUUUAUCGAAAUGUAUUUCAUUUUCACUUCAUUUUGGGCAUACAAAAUAUACUAUGUAUAUGGUUUUAUGUUGCUGGUAUUCCUCAUAUUGAUGAUUGUGACUGUUUGUGUAACAAUUGUUUGUACUUACUUCCUUCUGAAUGCAGAAGACUACCGCUGGCAAUGGACCAGUUUUCUUUCUGCUGGUAGCACUGCUCUCUAUGUUUACCUAUAUUCCUUCUACUACUUUAUAUUUAAAACAAAAAUGUAUGGCCUGUUUCAAACUACUUUCUAUUUUGGGUACAUGGCAUUAUUCAGCUUAGCUCUUGGAAUUAUUUGUGGAACUGUUGGAUACAUGGGCACGAGUAUAUUUGUCAGGAAAAUCUAUUCCACUGUGAAAAUAGAUUGA
Arctia plantaginis is the source of this 1632-nucleotide messenger RNA. The record is from the annotation of a GenBank genome assembly. NCBI's taxonomy places the organism in Eukaryota, Metazoa, Arthropoda, Insecta, Lepidoptera, Erebidae.